Molecule: messenger RNA, 1792 nt
Organism: Penaeus chinensis
Lineage: Eukaryota; Metazoa; Arthropoda; Malacostraca; Decapoda; Penaeidae
Product: mucin-5AC-like
Source: RefSeq, a predicted model, not a curated record
GUGACGUGGUUCAUAUGGGCAACUGCCGUGUGCUCGGUGGCGUGGGCGGCGCCGCAAGGAAAGUUUGACCCCAGGAAGACCGUGGAGCAGCACCUGCCGACGGGCAACGUGGUGACGUCAAUCUCCAAGGCAACGGUGCAGGGGCACGUCGUGGACGAAGGCCAGAUAUCGGUGGACGAUCUGUUCCGCCAUCUGUCGGACUCAACCCCGGCGACGCAACCUAGCGCCCCGCCCACGCCGUCUGUGUUCCCGACCAGCAAUGUCGCGACUCAAGCCUCGACGAAGGCGCUUUCCGCGUCGCCUGCGUCUCUUCCCGCGCAGCAGGUUCCGGUGAACAGACAAGGGCUUCUGAGCCUCCCUGGCCGCCCUGCAUUGGGGAAUGUUAACAUCUUCAUCGACGACAGGCUCCGCGAGACUUUAGAAAAUGACGACAUAUUCCUGGAAAACGCUUUCCAGCCUCAGAGCUCUGCCGGUGUUGCUUUGCCCACGCUGAACAGUGCCCCAGGAGGCAGCAACAAUCAGAACUUCGGCUCUCUCCAACCUACUGGACAAAGUGUUUUCAUUUCUAGUGGGGGGAACUCUGCGCCAAGUGUAAACGCAAUUCCUCUCGGCGCUUUGAGCCCAGCCCAAGGACCUCGGACAUUCUCGGGAAGCCAGAAUGCAAUUCCUGUCAGGACAACUGGCAGCACCGGCGUCCCUCUCACAAUCCUCAACAAUGGAGCCAACCUCAACUCCGGUGGAUCUUCAGGAGGCAGUUCCAGAAACUUCGUAACACCAGUCCCAGUCUCAUCCAAGCCAAAAGUUGCUCACACCCAAACCGCUGUGAACUUCAGCCCUCUUCCUGCACAACCUAAAUUCACGCAAACCCCGACGCACACCACCUCAAAGCCGACAGUUAUCACUAAAUCAGCUUUAACGACCAAGCCUCUGCCAGUAUUAUCAUCAGCCAACAGUCCUUCAGAAUCUCCAUUCUUAGACAGCUUUACAAGUGCUCCUACUUCUGGCACUACUAAGCCUCCUGCUCACACGUCCUUUGGGUCCCGGGAUCUCUCAGCAUCGCUGCUGUCCUCUCUGCUUACUACCUUGGGCAACAAAAUCACCAAUCCUAACCAGAGCUUCGGCAACUUCCUCAAGUCCAUCAACGGCCAGAAUGGGGUCCUCGUGCUGCCCUCCUCGAGCCUCGGUAGAUCGGCAGACAGUUCGUUCGACAGCAGCCCGUCCUCCUCGCAGUCCUCCUUUACAAUUGACUUCGGUUUUGACACAUCCUCGGAGAUUGACCUCGACACUGACGACUCCGACACCUCACGGGUCAGUAUUGCAAGCAGCGACGUUAACGCCCUGAGCUUCGGCGGGAGCGAUACUAAGAGCAGCGCCGGGACCACCACCGUCGCCGUGGAGACCACCACCGAGCCCAUCGCGAAGGUCAAGACGCCGGUGUCCCUGUUCCGCGGGCCGCUCUCCGACAUCCUGUUCACGAAGGGCCAGUGGCUGGGGACGCUCGUCGGGGGGCUCGUCGACAUCAGCAGAACCGUCGUCGGCAAGAUCAGGGAGGGGGCAAGGCAGACGAUUCGCAAGCCAUAAUGGUGCUCAACGUUUCAAGGGCUUCCUUGGAAAGGACAUUGCUCUCCUUGAAAAAAAAAAAAGAAUUGUGCUCACAUAACAUAAUAUAACAGUAUUUCCUUUAUUGUUAACUUUUGAUAUAGUUGCACUUUGUUACUGCAUUUAGAUGUUGUUGUAGGUUUUCCAAACUUCUGUAGUUGACUGGGUAAAUAAAAUCCAUGGUUAUUUCGAA